UCGCUUCGAGAGGGUCUCCCGCUGUCGCACGCGUUAUCGACAGCGUUCGACACUGCUGCUGACAGUGAACAGCGCCCCACUCUGUCGACGGGAGCCUCUCCUGCUGGGAGGGUCGAUAACCUCAGGUGUCGAUCAGUACCAGUGGGCACCUCUUUAUCUGCUUCGUUUGGUCGCUGCCUGAUUCCACGACAUAGGCUGUGUCGUAGAAAAGCACCUAACAAAAUUUGUUGCACUGCGUUACCCACAUUCUAACAUCUGUCCCAAGAAUCUUAAAAGAAUUUGGAGAACCAUCUAACGAGGAGCAGGCUCCACUGCUCCGAUAAUCCUGUUGCGUUUAAUUGCACAAUCCACGCUGGUACUGCGACUUAGAAUACGGGAAAAUCAGCCGUCGCAGUGCGAGUUGCUUGUGCAAUGUAAUGCAAUCCACCUGUCACGCUAGUGCCACUGGCAGACAAGCGCCCGUAUCUCUGGCCUGUGAGGCAGACCCCACGGAGCAGGUUUCUGAGGACUGCCUGGGAGUGGUGUCCUAGUGAAGAGCGGUGAUUCGUGACUUGGACGCGUGUCGCCUGCCAUCCGACAACCAUGAGUCAAGAGGACCCCGACGAGCCACAGACGAUUACGGACGAGUUGGCCGUCCGCCAGGACAAGGACCUCGAGGAAGAGGCGGCAAGCCACCGGGCGCACACGGUGUUCGUGGGCGUGCACCUCCCGGGCCGCCGCCACUCGCACCACCGCCGCCAUUCGCACCACAGACACCACCGCUCCACCGACAAGGACUCCGGAGCUUCUGGGGACGAUGAGCGGCCCAUCACGCCUCCGGCGCAACGCGUCCAGUUCAUCCUGGGAGAAGAUGUGGACGACAACGCCCACGAGCCGCACCCGCUCUUCUCAGAGCUGGGGGAACUCGUCUACGAUGGCAACGAGAUGGAGUGGAAGGAGACCGCCAGAUGGAUAAAGUUUGAAGAAGAUGUAGAAGAAGGUGGAAAUCGAUGGUCUAAGCCACAUGUUGCUACUCUCUCUUUGCACUCACUCUUUGAACUCCGUUCUCUCUUACUCAAUGGCACUGUGAUGCUUGACAUGGAAGCAGCAUCUUUGGAACAGGUUGUUGAUCUUGUGCUAGACAAUAUGAUCAGUUCUGAUGCCUUACCAUUGGAAAGCAGAGACAAGGUGAGGGAAGUACUUCUCCGACGACAUAGGCAUCAGCACGAGCGUCGCAAGGAGAAUGCAACCAAUAUGUCACGCCUCCCAAUUAUUCGUUCUCUAGCAGAAAUUGGCAGAAAUCACUCCUCUUCCAAAAACUUCUCACAGGAGACACAGAAGGUACCUCAGCAGGUGAUCCGCAGUUCAAGCUGUCCUUCAUCACAGACAGCUCUGCUAGAUGUCCGGGAUAAUAAGGGGCCAUACCUUGCUGUUCCAGUGGAGGAGCAGCCAACAGGGUCUCAGCCAGCCAACACCACCAUCAACAGUAACAAGUUGGACUUUGGCCGAUUUCUUUCUGUCCCUGGAGCUGGGCCUGCAGGCAGCUCUCCACAGGGUGUAGCUCAGAGUCAAAGUUCGGUGUCUAUUAAAUCAAUGAAUCGAAACCAAAGUUCCUCUGCUCUUGGUGAAAUGAAUGGAGAUGGAGGGCAUCCAAAGGGUAAUGUGCAUUUCAUGAGGAAAAUUCCUCCUGGAGCUGAGGCAUCUAACAUACUUGUUGGAGAAAUGGACUUCUUGGACAAAACAAUAUCUGCAUUUAUACGGUUACGACAAGCUAAUUUCUUAGGUGACUUAACAGAGGUUCCAGUUCCUACGAGAUUUAUCUUUGUUUUACUUGGUCCAACUGGUGGAAUAGCUGGUUUUCAUGAAAUUGGGCGUGCGAUGGCGACUCUAAUGUCAGAUGAGGUGUUUCAUGAUGUAGCAUACAAAGCUAAGAAUAGAAAUCAUCUGCUUGCAGCAAUUGAUGAAUUUCUGGAUGCAGUGACAGUUCUUCCUCCUGGUGAGUGGGAUCCUUCCAUCAGGAUAGAGCCACCAGCAGCAAUACCAUCACAGGACCAGAGGAAGAGGCCUCCCGAAAAACAAAUAGAUGAAGAUGAUGAGGAGGAACAGGAACAGAAGUUAAGGGAAGAGUCUGGUCUGGCAAGGUCAGGCAGACUAUUUGGGGGCCUCAUUAAUGACAUCAAAAGGAAAGCACCAUGGUACUGGUCAGAUUUUAAAGAUGCUCUGGCCAUACAAUGUGUUGCAUCUUGGAUUUUCUUAUAUUUUGCUUGCCUGUCACCCAUUAUUACAUUUGGUGGUCUUUUGGGUCAUGCGACAGGAAAUAACAUGGCAGCGAUGGAAUCUCUGGUAUCUGGUUUUGUUUGUGGAAUAGGAUAUGGAUUUUUUUCUGGCCAACCAUUGACUAUACUUGGAUCUACUGGCCCCGUUCUUGUGUUUGAAACAAUCAUGUAUGAUUUCUGUAUGAGCCAAGGAUGGGAUUACAUGUCAUUCCGGUUCUGGAUUGGUGCGUGGAUUACAAUAAUUCUUCUACUGCUUGUCGCAUUCGAUGCCAGUGCAUUUGUCUGCUACAUUACUAGGUUUACUGAAGAGAACUUUGCGACUCUAAUUGCUUUCAUCUUCAUAUAUAAGGCAGUGGAAAAUGUUCUCAGCAUUGGAAAGAAGUUCCCAUUGGACAGACACAAAGAGAUUCUGAAUGAAUGUUUCUGUGCAACAUCUAAUGACACUGACAGUGCACUAGUAGUCAACUGGACCAAUUUAGAGCCGGCUGGAUGCUUGGCAAUAAAUGGAACACUUAGUGGAGAUGGGUGCUACCCACCUCAGCAUGUGCCUGAUGUUUUCCUGAUGUCUAUUAUUUUAUUUUUUGGGACAUUCAUUUUGUCAGUGCAAAUGAAAGAUUUUAAGAAUGCUCUUUUCUUCCCAUCAUUCGUACGCCAGAUUGUGAGUGAUUUUUCUGUGAUACUGGCAAUACUGAUGAUGUCUGGCUUGGACUUUUAUGUCGGUGUGGAAACACCAAAACUUGCUGUGCCCAGAGAAUUCAAGCCAACAUUACCUGACCGUGGGUGGCUCAUUUAUCCAUUUAAUAAUAAUCCUCCAUGGACAGCAAUUGCAGCAGUUUUGCCAGCUCUCCUGGGUACAAUUCUCAUAUUUAUGGAUCAGCAAAUCACAGCUGUUAUCGUCAACCGCAAAGAAAACAAAUUAAAGAAAGGCUGUGGCUACCAUCUAGACCUUUUUGUACUGGCUAUCUUGAUAGCAAUAAAUUCUCUUAUGGGCCUUCCCUGGUUUGUGGCAGCAACUGUGCUUUCCAUAAAUCAUGUUAACUCUCUGAAACUGGAAUCAGAAUGUGCUGCUCCUGGAGAGAAACCACAGUUUUUGGGUGUCAGGGAGCAGCGUGUCACACACAUACUAAUAUUCCUGAUGAUAGGUUUGUCUGUUGUCCUUACUCCUGUUCUUCAGCGUAUUCCAAUGCCAGUGCUUUUUGGUGUGUUUCUGUACAUGGGAGUUGCAUCACUGAAAGGUCUGCAGUUCUUUGACAGGAUCCUUAUAAUGUUCAUGCCUGUUAAAUAUCAACCAGAUUAUAUGUUUCUUCGCCAGGUGCCACUAAAACGCGUACAUAUGUUCACUUUAAUCCAGCUUGCUUGCCUUAUAGUGCUGUGGGUGAUAAAAUCAUUCAGCACAACUUCAAUUUUGUUUCCUCUGAUGCUUGUUGUAAUGAUUGGAAUCAGGAAACUUUUGGACUUUGUUUUCACUCAGCGUGAACUGAAAAUCCUUGAUGAUGUUAUGCCAGAAAUGACAAGAAGGCAUGCAGAAGAUCGAAGACAGCUGGAGUCUGGAGGAGAGGAGGGAAAGCCAAUGGAAUUUGGUCAGUCAGGAAAUCUACAAAUACCAUUAGCAAAUGGAAAUAUAAUGAAGAUUCCAUUAGCCUCAAUUAAUAUUUCUGAAGAAGUAAACAAAACAGGUAUAUGGAAACAAGUUAAUGAAGGAAAUUACAAAGAGAAAGAAGAGAAAAAGAAGAAAAGUCCUAGUAAAAACAGCUCAAAAUCUAAAAAGCGUGGGCAUAAAAGAGAUGCAAUAACUGAUGAUGAGAAGAGGAGGUUGUCAUCAAUGCCAGAGGAGGAGGAAGACGAUGGUGUGACAAUUAAGAUCGGUUCCAGUCAAAGUAUAAACACCAAAAGUGAUGCAAGAAUGAGCAGACUGAAUGAAAGUGAAACAACGGUAUAACACAAUGAGGUCUGCAUGUGUGGGUGUGUUGAAGUGUACAUAUAUGUAUUAUUAAACAGCCAGUGCCCUGUAAAUUAUUAUGUGGGUCUCUCUCUAAGAUGUUUGUAAAUGUUGUUUUAUCAGUAGAAAAAUGAAUGAUUUGUUGACAGUCUGUGUUGUGUUCCUCAGAUUAAUAAUUUACCCUGAUGUUAAUGUCUUAAAUUACAUAAUUGACUGUUAGAAUUUAUGUAAGUAUUAUUGGAUAUGCCCUGUCACACCAGGCACUUUAGACAAUGUCAGUACCAGUUUCUGCUAAAUGUUUUAGUCAAACCAACAGCAAACAUUUUAUGAUGUUUAAUUAUGUGCCAAUUUAGAAACUGAAUGAUGCUGAGUAGGUAUAACUAUUGUGGAUGCUCCAUUACUAAAGAGAUGGCAACUGCUCUCUAGUAUAUAUGUUUUGAGUACAAAUUUUAGUGGCUAAAGUAAUUGGACUUCACAAGAGUUUUAUCAGUGCUGGGUAAAUGUUUACAUGUGAGAUCUCUGCUGCAGAUAUUGAUGUCAUAUUCAGUGCUACAUUUAAAAUAGUUUAAGCAUAAAUUAAUUACAAUCAGUAAACUUCUGGACUGUGUUAUACUGCAUGGCCUAAAAAUAAUAAAACAUAAUUGUCAGUUUAUAAUUAGAUCACAUAGCAAAUUCAAAAACAAAAUUAUAGAAUUUCAUGUGUGCAGUUCUAGUCUUCACAUUUAGUGUCCACACACAUGCAUAUAACUUGAACUUAGUGGAAGUUCCUCUCUCCAGCUGUCAGAUUUUUGGGAUACCUGUUGUGCACAGAUUAUGCAUCAGUGGCAGGACAAAUGCUCAUUGAGGUGUUCUUGUAUCAGAAUAGAGGGGUCAAGGUCUGAUGGUUUUUCAUUUGAAUAUAUUCAUAUGAUGUACUGAACAAAAUAACACAUUCAGUAAUUCAGCAUUACUUUAAAAAAGAAUAUCUUGCACACAAAUUUCACAUUCACAAAUACAACUGUAAACAUGGUUGUGAGAUUUUUGAGCACUUACGUUCAGUGAAAUAAACAGGCACUGCAAACCAACAUACUGGCUGAAAAUAUUUUUUUGUUACUGUUAUAAAAUCAUUCUAAUUAUUGUUAAGUCUUUUUACACUACAAACAAUUAUCUUUCAUUUCAGUCAUUUGACCAGCUAUAUUCCAGCAAAUCUCAGGAAAAAUGGGCAAAAAUAAGAAUGUGAUAAUACAGUGGAUCGUGUGUGUGUGUGUGUGUGUGUGUGUGUGUGUGUGUGUGUGUGUUUGUGUGUGUGUGUUUAAGAAAUCAAUUACAUUACAUUUUACUUUUUCAGUGCUAGCUUGAUCUAGCUGUUUACAUAUCUGGACAUCCAGGACAUCCACUGGAGCAAUGUGUAAUAUAAAACUAGAAUGAGUUGUAAAUUUGUCAGUGUAGGUGUAAAAUUUGUUCAUAUGCUUAGAAAAAAGUUGUAAAUUCUAUUAAUUUUUGUACAGUUAAUGUUCAAAUAAAAUAGUUUUUAUAAUAAAAAUAA
Molecule: messenger RNA, 5719 nt
Organism: Schistocerca piceifrons (Central American locust)
Lineage: Eukaryota; Metazoa; Arthropoda; Insecta; Orthoptera; Acrididae
Gene: Ndae1
Product: sodium bicarbonate cotransporter 3
Exons: 24
Coding region: 583-4194 (1203 amino acids)
Biological process (GO): bicarbonate transport; regulation of intracellular pH; monoatomic anion transport
Cellular component (GO): plasma membrane
Molecular function (GO): sodium:bicarbonate symporter activity; solute:inorganic anion antiporter activity; monoatomic anion transmembrane transporter activity
Source: RefSeq, a predicted model, not a curated record